AUGGCGAUGGCGGCGGCGGCGGUGCUGCUGCUCUGCGCCUUCAUCUACGCGGCGUGGCUAGCGCCGGCCGCGGCAAGGCGCCGGCUCCGCGGGGCGGGCUUCGACGGGCCCCGCCCAUCCUUCCCCUUCGGGAACCUCCCCGAGAUCACGGCCUCGCUGCAGGCCUCCGCCGCCGCCAAGAAGCCGUCCUCCUCCGCCGCCGCCGUCUCCAGCGACAUCCACGGCGCCGUGUUCCCCUACUUCGUCCGCUGGCGCGAGUCGUUCGGCAAGGUGUUCGUGUACUGGCUGGGCACGGAGCCGUUCCUGUACGUGGCGGACCCGGAGUUCCUCAAGGCUGCCACCGCCGGCGCGCUGGGCAAGCGAUGGGGGAAGCCCGACGUGUUCCGCCGCGACCGCAUGCCCAUGUUCGGCCGCGGGCUCGUCAUGGCCGAGGGCGACGAGUGGGCGCGCCACCGACACAUCAUCGCGCCGGCCUUCUCCGCCACAAACCUCAACGACAUGAUCGGGCUGAUGCAGGAGACCACCGCCAAGAUGUUGGCCGAGUGGACCGAAGCGGUGGCAUCGUCUGCCGGCGGGGCCGUCGUGGACGUGGAGCGGGGCGUGGUCCGCAACGCCGCCGAGAUCAUCGCCAAGGCGAGUUUCGGGGUGGCGGACGACGAGGCCGGCGCGCGGGUGUUCCGGAAGCUGCAGGCCAUGCAGGCGAUGCUGUUCCAGUCCAACCGCCUCGUCGGUGUGCCUCUGGCGCGCCUGCUGCACGUGCGAAAGACCUACGACGCGUGGCGCCUGGGCCGGGAGAUCGACGCGCUGCUCAUGGAAAUCAUCGACGCGCGCCGCCGGAGCCGAGCAGCCGGCAGCGGCGACAAAGGCGGCAAGGACCUGCUGUCGCUGCUGCUGGCCGGCACGGAGGCCACGGCGGGCGCCGAGCGGCGGCUGACGACGCGGGAGCUGGUGGACGAGUGCAAGACCUUCUUCUUCGGCGGGCACGAGACCACGGCGCUGGCGCUGUCGUGGACGCUGCUCAUGCUCGCCGCGCACCCGGACUGGCAGGACGCGCUGCGAGAGGAGGUGGCGCGCGAGCUCGGCGACCACCAGAACCUCGACGCCGCCGCGCUUGGCCGCCUCACCAAGAUGGGGUGGGUCAUGAGCGAGGUGCUGCGCCUCUACCCGCCUUCGCCCAACGUGCAGCGGCAGGCGCUGGAGGACGUGGCGGCGGAGGGCAAGUCGUCCGUCGUCAUCCCGCGCGGCACCAACAUGUGGGUGGACGUGGUGGCCAUGCACCACGACGUGGAGCUGUGGGGCGCCGACGCCCACGAGUUCCGGCCGGAGCGGUUCGGCCGGGACCCCGUGCAGGGCGGUUGCCGCCACCGCAUGGGGUUCCUCCCCUUCGGCUUCGGCGGCCGCAUCUGCGUCGGCCGCAACCUCACCGCCAUGGAGUACCGCGUCGUGCUGGCCAUGCUGCUGCGCCGGUUCCGGGUGUCGGUGGCGCCCGAGUACCGGCACGCGCCCAAGAUCAUGCUCUCGCUCAGGCCCUCCAAUGGCAUCCAGCUCCACCUCACGCCGCUGGUCGAGGUGGUGGACCACGCUGCUGCCGCCACGUCAUCAUCGGCCUAG
This is a messenger RNA of Miscanthus lutarioriparius, 1611 nucleotides long. Lineage: Eukaryota; Viridiplantae; Streptophyta; Magnoliopsida; Poales; Poaceae. The record is from the annotation of a GenBank genome assembly.